AAUACUGCACACACGUGACCUCCCUGUUUUUAGUCAGUUUAACGCAUGCACUUAAAAGACAAGCAUUUGACAUUUGCUUUCCAAACAAGCAUGCUUUACACAUUUUAAUGUAUUUUCGCUAAAACCACUUAUCGCGGAUUCUAAACGCUGAAGUGGACCAUGGCGGCUGCCACGAGCAGCAAUACAUCCACAACCACGCUUCAGAUAAAGCAUUCCAGUAUCGAACAUACGCGGAAACGUAUUGAUCCUCGGAGGAGACAAGCGGCGCUCUCAUUUCUCAGUAACAUUUCUUUAGAUGGACGACCGGUGCAAGACGAUGCUGACACUCAAAACGAAGAGGAUGAUUCAAUUGAGCCCAGGACUAGACAGAGCCUGGUUUCACCAGAGCGUACCAUGUACGCAGCUAGCUCUGGAGAAGCGACCUCGGCCACUCAGGCGCUCGCUAUUGCGAACCAGGCUCUCCUCGCGAACGCCCGUGCUAGUUUUGGGAUGGGUCCCGCUGCAGCCCUUGAGUCCGCAGAGGCGGAGGGCGAUGCUUUCAGCCCAUCCGUCUUCAACUCGCCUUUCUCCGCGGUACCGGUUGCGACUAGAGGGAGGCUGCAGACCUACACUCAGGGAAUACUACCCUCCGCCUACUCCAGGCAAGCCCCCCAAAACUACAGCUGCCUGGAGGGCGGACAGAUAGCUAACACUGCAAUAGAGCUGCAGAGAUCAAGACGCAGGCUCGUCUCCCAGCGGUCGUCCCUGGAGACUCUGGAGGACAUCGAAGAGAACGCUCCGCUACGCAGAUGCAGAACCCUAUCAGGUUCACCGCGACCAAAGAGCUUCAAGAAGGUUCACUUUAUUAAGAACAUGAGGCAACAUGAUAUGCGCAAUGGAAGGAUAGUCCUUAUCAGUGGCAGAAGAUCCUUCUAUAGUGUUUUUUCUGUCCUGCCCUAUCGAGAUUGUAGCCAAGCAGGGGAUGUGAAACUGGAAAGCGGGCGCCAGCGUCACCCCUCAGGCGGGGUCAGCGCCAAGGAGAUGGUGAUCGGCCUGGAGGGCGUGGAGCUGGGCGCCGACGGAAAGACCGUGUCCUACACGCAGUUCCUGUAUCCCACCAACGCCCUGGGUGGCCGUCGCAACACCAUCGACUCCACCUCCUCGUUCUCUCAGUCCCGCAACGCCAGCCAUCGCAGCCUCAGCCUCGGCCGGGCCAACAGCAACCAGAGUAGCAUUGACACCGGGAAUGAUGUCGGGGACGUAAGGGAGUACGACCCCAAUCUGCUGGAUGACCCGCAGUGGCCGUGCGGCAAACAUAAACGAGUGCUGAUCUUCCCCUCCUACAUGACCACUGUCAUCGAGUACGUCAAGCCGUCUGACCUCAAGAAGGACAUGAACGAAACCUUCAAGGAGAAGUUCCCCCACAUACGGCUGACGCUCAGCAAAAUACGGAGUCUGAAAAGGGAGAUCAAGAAGCUGGCCCAGGAGGAGUGUGGCUACGAGGAGCCCACCGUGGCCAUGGCCUUUGUCUACUUUGAGAAGCUGGUGCUCCAGGGCAAACUCAACAAGCAGAACCGCAAGCUGUGUGCCGGUGCCUGCGUCCUCCUGGCAGCUAAGAUAGGAGGAGACCUGAAGAAGCACGAGGUGAAGCUGCUCAUAGACAAACUGGAGGAGAGGUUCCGUGUGAACCGUCGAGAGCUGAUAGCGUUCGAGUUUCCCGUCCUGGUGGCGCUGGAGUUCAACCUGCACCUCCCCGAGCAUGAGGUCAUGCCCCACUAUAGACGCCUGCUGCAGACCUCCUAGCGAUGGUGACCCGUCAGGAGGACAGCCCCCCCCCCCCCUGCCAGGCUGCCCUCCUGAUCCUCUGGACCCCCCCCCCCCCACACACACACACCCCUCCAAGCACCACUGUCCAUCUGCCCACUACUAGUGGUCUGUACAUGCUCACUGCAGACGAUUGCUCUCAUUCUGUUCUCCAGAGACUUGAAAUCAGCCAAGUGACUCAUGCCUGUAUUACCAUUCUCGUGUUCUUUGAUAUUUACUUUUACAUAUUUGUAGAUCCUCAUUCUUAAUCACCACAGUUUAGGACAGACCUGCAAAAUGGAGCGUCUUAUCUUUGUAGAAUUCUUUUUUUCUCUCGGAAUUUGUAUGUUUUUCACACCUUUUUCAUCAACUUUUUAAACCUCUUUGGGGUUUUAUGUCAUUUUUAUAAUGAGAGAGUUGCAAAUGAUGAUCUCAGAGGAGAGACAUUUUAUCAUUUAGAUUCUGGGGAAUUAAUAAUUUUCUACUCGAAAGUAAGUGACUGCUUUGUGUAACCUUUUUCACCAUCUUUUUCAUAACCUUUUUUUUUUUUUUUUACUUUGCUAUGAUUGGUUGCCUUUUGCAUCUUCUCAAGAAUGAAACCAGGCACUGGAUUGGCUGAUUCUGACAGGACUGUUAUCUCUCACAUCGACCCACCUCCCAUCCCUCUUCACUAGAAGUGCACUUGAAUAUUGCGAGACAUGGAGGCCGUUAUUAUUUAGCCAUGGAAGGGGCUAUGGAACUGAGUCUGAAUAAGCUUGAUAAGAGUUGAUCUAAAGAAGUCUACACUAAAGGGCCGCCACUGUUGAUUUGCUAAUUGCUAAUCCAUUGUUUUCCUGGCACCAAUCUGCUAUCAGCAUGACUAUUAAUGGACAAAACAUUUUGAUUGCAAAUAAUCAAUACCGAUUUGAUGGGGAUUUUUGUAUUCUGAAGAACUCUUUGGACCCACAGUGAACACUCUUAUCAAUGUGAUGUCUCCUAUGCUCUAUGUUAGAGUGUAUUAUCAGCACGUUUAUAGUGCUGGACUGGAAGGAGGAAAGCUAUUGAAAGAGCAUGACGCCAUUAAUCAGUAACUAAGAUUUAAUACUGUAACCGAACCUGAGUCAGUGUUGUAAACCUGUCAUAGCGUGUCUCAACGACUGCCUAUGGAGAAGUGAAUUGACUGAUGAUCAAUUGGAAACAAAACAUUCUUUAAUAUUGGCCCUUUGCUGAUAGGAAAGUACCAGAUCUCAAGUUCUGAAAUGUGUAUUCAGAUUGAUUCACUUGCUAAACAAUACGUCAACGAGAAGAAUGGAGUCGUAUUUAAAUAGACCCACCAAUGUCAUAUAAUUCAGAGAAUUCAAAAGAGUUUGCAGUCUGCUGCCAGCUCUGGUCACAUGAGUAACUGUCGUGAAUGGUGCUGUGGAAUGUACAAAAUGAUCCUAAAACCGAUCAGUCCUGACUAAAUAAACGAAUAAGAGGAGAUGGAUACUGCUAAUCAGAGCUGAAGUAUUGUCUCCUUCUCCUGCUUGUCAUCCCAAAGAUGUUGCUGUCAAGUACACUAGAGGGGCUUCGCGGGGAAGCUCAAGGUCAACACUCACAUGCGUGUGUACCUUGUAAAUAUACUGCUUUGCUUGUUCAAUAAAAACAAGAUUU
Messenger RNA from Hypomesus transpacificus, 3414 nucleotides. It is a transcript of the gene cables1, whose product is annotated as Cdk5 and Abl enzyme substrate 1. The transcript is spliced from 10 exons. Gene Ontology annotation, biological process: regulation of cell cycle; nervous system development. The record is from RefSeq and is a predicted model, not a curated record. Gene Ontology annotation, cellular component: cytosol. Lineage: Eukaryota; Metazoa; Chordata; Actinopteri; Osmeriformes; Osmeridae. Bases 160 to 1782 code for a protein of 540 amino acids.